Molecule: messenger RNA, 282 nt
Organism: Protopolystoma xenopodis
Lineage: Eukaryota; Metazoa; Platyhelminthes; Monogenea; Polystomatidea; Polystomatidae
Source: the annotation of a GenBank genome assembly
AUGCCUCGAAGAGUAGGUGCUAGAAACGACAAGAAGCCGCUGAAAACAUUGCGGAAAAAACAGCGUCUUAUUUUAGACAAGCUCUCAGAAGCAAUCCGUUCUAACCUGACAAAGAUUCAGCGUCUUAAGAUCAAUGGUCUGGUUGUAAUUGAAGUUCAUCAGAGGGACAUAAUUGAGAAGCUUUACAAGGCCAAUUGUAAUGACGUGAAUGCCUUUGAAUGGAUCAGCCAACUGAGGUUUUACUGGGAUAAGGUAAGCCAGCAUAAAAUACCAACCAAUUAA